AAGGCAUUUAAUUAUGUUGGUGUAAUGUUUUAGUUAUUACUACUGCGUGCCGUCAUGCGUCGAGCAUGCGCUAAACUCGUUUAGCAAUCUGUUUGUAGGCUCUGGUGCUACCGUCACCCUUUGGGAAUCACCAUGGAGAGUGCCUUUCAACAAACGAUUCAACGGUGCUAGAGUCUCAGGCGCUGCUACAGUGGGGGUCACGAACGUGUACCGACAAAAUGCUGUCCAACCCGAGGAUGAUCUUUCGAGUGUUUAGCUUCUUCUAUUUCCUCUCCCGACCGCUGCUGAAGUGGUUCCUGCACCGGUUCACGAACCUGUGCGAGCUGCAACGGAUUUGCUACGGCUGCCCGCCCGGUGCAACACGCACGAAAAGAGUACAAAUGUCGCUCGAGCUGUCGAAGAAACUGUCGAUCAAAAAGAUGCUCCACGAGCUCGACGAUCUGGUGGCCACCGACGAGGACGACGAGACUUUAAGGCGCCACGUACAGCGACGAUCAGUGAGCUGUGUGCUACAGGCGAAAAAGAUAAACCCGAAAGUGCACGUCGAUUUUGCUCGAUCGUUCGACGCGUGUACGCAAAAAAUUUGGGGUUACAAGCGACUGUACUUCACGGUGGAACGGUUACGGGCCACCCAGUACGACAGCGAAGAACCGGAGCAUGAGGUAAAACUGCUGGCGCUCUGGAAGCUGCUGGUGGGAGACGAAAUGGAGUUAACGGGACGCAUUAGCGACCAGUGGCAGCACAUCGGGUUUCAGGGUGACGACCCCAUGACGGACUUCCGAGGGAUGGGCAUCCUUGGGCUGGAUAAUUUGCUGUUCCUGGCACAACAGUACAAUGGCACCGCGCGUCACCUACUGUCCCAUUCGCACCAUCCGACGCACGGGUACUUCUUUGCCAUCGUGGGCAUCAAUCUGACCUCGAUGGCGUACCAUUUGCUUAAGUCCGGCACGGCCCGCACCCACUUCUAUAACCAUCCGUACGACCACCUGACGGUGGACACGUUCCACCAGUUCUACUGCUAUCUGUUCUACGAGUUCGACCGGUACUGGGUCGAGUGCAAACCAAAGAAUAUUAUGGAUUUUCACUGGAUCCAGCGGCGGUUCGAGCAGAACAUCGUGAAGCUGCUGACCAACGAUGGGUGCUGCCUCAAGAUGAACCUUUCGGUUGAGGACAUUUGAGGCGUUCCCGCCGAAUGAUGCGCGCACUCACUCGCUACCAAUCUUUCGGACCCAAAAGGUUGAAUUUGUCAUAUAUUUAUUGAUCCAUAAUGUGUCCACCUUGUGUUCUUGCGUAAGUUCUGUAACCGUUCGUGGUUCCUUUCACUAUUUUGGGAUAUUGGUUGCAAGAGAACUGUUUUCUGUUUGGUUGGCUUCUAACGAUGCAAUUAUGCUUUUUGUGGUAAGGGGGGUCUUAUCGGGGGGCCUCUCUGUUGGGUGUAAUGUAGCAUAUGUAAGUUUUCGUUCGUUAGUUAAAUAUCGUAGCUUACGGUUUGCAGGUCUCGUGAUUAAUUUGUUAUUCAUAUUUUGCUAGUCUUCGCACUCCGCUGCUUGCCGCUCGCUCGCUCGCUCGCGAAUCAAAAAAGCUUUGCUCGUACUGAGCCCCCCAUCCUCACGGGAAGGUAGACCAAAAUGUUACAAAACAUCUUAACAAAGGAUUUCGCAAUAAUUGUAAUACAGCGCCCAAUAUGAAGGUAGUACGAUGCAAUCUUAUUACGUUCGAUAGAAUAAAA
Molecule: messenger RNA, 1729 nt
Organism: Anopheles cruzii
Lineage: Eukaryota; Metazoa; Arthropoda; Insecta; Diptera; Culicidae
Product: ELMO domain-containing protein 2
Exons: 2
Coding region: 219-1178 (319 amino acids)
Molecular function (GO): GTPase activator activity
Source: RefSeq, a predicted model, not a curated record